AUGAUGAUGUUAUACCGUGUGUUGUAUUUACUGACUUUGCUGCUAAGCAUUGCUUCUGUGUGUUUGGCCACUGAAGAGGUUCCUGGUGCAGGCGCACUAGUGGAGAGUGGUGAGGCAGGUCCUUCUGGUCCUUCUGGCCCUGCUGGUACUUGUUCUCCUGGUCCACAGUGUCCUCCUGCUCCUAUUAGAGUUGAAGAUCCUCCUACUGAUUGUGCGGAAGCUGCUAAGAAGAAUUGUCCUACCGAAAGUGGUGACGCCAAAGAGAAUUGUCUUCGAGAUUCUGUUCCUCCAUGCAAACCUACAACGGAACCAGCUCCAACUUCACCAAAAGAACCGGCUCCAACUUCACCAAAGGAACCAGCUCCAAAUACAACAAACGAAGGAGGUCGUGAAGGCGAUCACGGUCCUACUGGUCCUGUUGGCGCUGUUGGUGCUGCUGGACCAGGUACAGGAGCUGAUAAUGCCGUUGGUGGUCCUGCUGGUACUGGUGCUCUUCCUGCUGGUGGUGAUGUUGCUUCACCCAAUUCUAUUCCGGAAGCAAGUCAAGCUACGGAACCUAUUCAAGGCGAAGCUGAUCACGCUGCUUCUCCACCUGGUGAGCGACCUGGUAGUCCGACUGCAGUUGAAGAUCAAGCUGAAAGCACCGAUAACAGUGCAGCAGUUGGAAGUGCAACAAAUGCUGACGGUGCAGCACAACAAAACUCUUCUUCUACCACUACAGUCACAGAGAGUACCAGUGGAUCUGACACUUCACCUACUGAGAAUGGCAAUACAUCUGCAGGAACUGAGUCAACAGGCACCCAAAGCACUGAUGUGGGAAAUACAGAAACAUCCACCACCACCACCACCACAACAACAACAACACUACCUCCUGAACUCACAAACAACAAGAAGGGUGAUGCAGACAGCAGCAGCAGUAUCAGCAGUUCUGUGUGGGUGCGUGUACCACUACUGAUUGUGGUUACACUGGCCUGUAUUCUUGUGUGCUGA
Molecule: messenger RNA, 990 nt
Organism: Trypanosoma theileri
Lineage: Eukaryota; Euglenozoa; Kinetoplastea; Trypanosomatida; Trypanosomatidae
Exons: 1
Coding region: 1-990 (329 amino acids)
Source: RefSeq, a predicted model, not a curated record